CAGCAGGCUAAGCCCGCCCCUGGUAAAUGCAAGGGCGCUCCAUGUGACGCUGGGGCUGUAACAAAAAUCCAGUAUGGCGGAAUCUGUCAGGAGAUGAAUUUUCUUGUCCCCCCCCUGCGCUGAGAAAAACCCCAGAGUCUAACAUGGGAGAGAAAUAAAAGCUUUGCGGGACACAUGUUGGGACGACUGGCUUCCUCCUGGCCCGUGUAGGUUGGUACCGGUGCUGGACAGCGAGCCGCCACUCUGAUUGGAGUAGCCAAAUCAAAAGCCUCAUGGGGAUUGGCUGCUGCUGCUGGAAGUUUGCUUCAUGUUUCCAGCCUUGAGGGAUUCUUGACAGACCUUCCCAAGCUUUGGCUCAGCCUGAACACACACACACACACACACACACACACACACACACAUUCAAACACGCACACUCCUGGACAUCCACAGUUUGGGCAUGAUAGCAGCUUCCUGAUUGCCACCCUGUAAAUCACAUCUGCAAACACACACCUGCCGUACUGCGUGGAGACCCACCUAAACCGACCUGUCAGCGAUGACAUCACACAGCCACCACGAGGGGAUCCUGGGAAAGGAGCAGCCGCUGGAGGUUCUGAAGACAUCCGCGCUCAACCACAUCCCAACAGUGGACAUCAACUCGGCGCUUCCCCUGCGUCUCCCUCCAGCCGCCAUCCCCAUGGACCUGCGCGUGGACCACCACCACCACCACCAGCACCAGCAGCAGGUGUCGUCGCUGUCGCCGCCCGGUCAGCAGUCGUCCGGCCCGGGGUCGCUGGGAGGAACGGGCCAGGCCGGCGGCGUGGGGUCCUCGGUGCGCGAGCAGCAGCUGCAGCAGGAGCUGCUGACCCUGAAGCAGAAGCAGCAGAUCCAGCGGCAGAUCCUCAUCGCCGAGUUCCAGCGGCAGCAUGAGCAGCUGUCGCGCCAGCACGAGGCCCAGCUCCAGGAGCACAUUAAGCAGCAGCAAGAGCUUCUGGCGUUGAAGCACCAGCAGGAGCUGCUGGAGCACCAGAGGAAGAUGGAGAACCACCGUCUGGAGCAGGAGCUGGAGAAACAGCAGCGGGAGCAGAAACUGCUGCUGCUGAAGAACAAGGAGAGGGGACAAGAGAGUGCAGUGGCAAGUACUGAGGUGAAGAUGCGGCUCCAGGAGUUUGUCCUGAACAAGAAGAAGGCCCUGGCCCAGCGGAGCCUCAACCAAGGAGGCCUCCACAAUGAUGCUCCCUACUGGUACCGAAAAACUCAACACAGCUCUCUGGACCAGAGUUCGCCUCCACAGACUGGUGUGUCCACCUAUAACCACCCUGUGCUGGGCGUCUACAACCCCCGGGAUGACUUCCCACUGCGAAAGACUGCCUCGGAGCCCAACCUGAAGCUGCGCUCCAGGCUGAAGCAGAAGGUGAGCGAGCGGAGGAGCAGUCCGCUGCUGCGGCGCCGUGACAGCCCCAUCACCACCGCCAAGAAGCGCUCACUCGACAUGGCAGACUCAGCGUGCAGCAGCGCCCCCGGCUCAGGCCCAAGCUCUCCGAAUAACAGCUCCAACAACAUCCCCAAUGAGAACGGCAUCAGUCUGUCAGUCUCCAACAACACUGAGGCGUCUCUGGCCCAGAGGCUGUGCAGCGGUGCUGAUCGGGGCUCCGUUAACCAGCUGUCCCUCUACACUUCACCAUCCUUACCCAACAUCACCCUGGGGCUGCCCGCCACCGCCACUGCCGCCUCCAAUAUGACCUCGGCCCAACAGGACGGCGGUCUGCAGCCGGCCCUCUCCCUCAGCCCUCCCUUCCUCUCCGCCAGCCACUUGUCGUCCUACCUGUCCGAGGCGGGAGCGCACAGUCCGCUGCUUCAACACAUGGUGCUCAUGGAGCAGAGCCCGGCACAGAGCCCCCUGGUGACAGGUGUAAGCGGCCUGUCUAUGUUGCCAGCAGCAUCCAUGGCCAAGCUGCAGCGCCAGCACCGGCCACUGGGGCGGACCCAGUCGGCCCCUCUGCCUCAGGGGAGCGCAGCGCAGGCUCACGCCCAAGCCCUGGCCCUGCAGCAGCUGGUCGUCCAGCAGCAGCACCAGCAGUUCCUGGAGAAGCACAAGCAGCAGUUUCAGCAGCAGCAGCUCCACCUCAACAAGAUGAUGACCAAGCCCAGCGAGUCACCCGUGGGCCGACAGCACCAGAGCCACCCGGAGGAGACGGAGGAGGAGCUGAGGGAGCACCAGGACGGAGGAGCUCUGCCGCCGGGCGUCACCAUCAAGCAGGAGCCGCCCGACCCGCAGGAGCUGCAGGAGGAGGCGCUGCAGCAGCACCGGGAAAGGCAGGCGGACCAGGAGCUGCUCUUCAGACAGGUAGAGGACGGAGAGCAGGCCCUGUUGUUGGAGCAGCAGCGGAUUCAUCAGCUGAGAAACUAUCAGGCCUCCAUGGAGGCUGCCGGCCUGUCCAUCUCCUUCCCAGGACACCGGCCCCUGUCCAGGGCUCAGUCGUCUCCGGCCUCAGCCUCCUCCUUCCCAAUCAGCGUCCCGGCCACCGAUCCUCCCGUCAAACCUCGCUUCACCACAGGCCUGGUGUACGACUCCCUAAUGCAGAAGCACCAGUGUAUGUGUGGAAACACCAACAGUCACCCGGAGCACGCGGGCCGCAUUCAGAGCAUUUGGUCCCGGCUGCAGGAGACCGGACUCAGAGCGCAGUGUGAGUGCAUCCGUGGGAGGAAGGCCACUCUGGAAGAGCUGCAGACGGUUCACUCUGAAGCCCACGUCCUGCUGUACGGGACCAACCCUCUCCGACAGAAACUUGAUUGUUCAAUCACUCCCAUGUUUGUACGGCUACCGUGUGGAGGUGUGGGGGUGGACAGUGACACCAUUUGGAACGAGGUCCACUCCUCCAGCGCGGCUCGUCUCGCCGUGGGCUCCGUGGUGGAGCUGGUUUUCAAAGUAGCUACUGGAGAGCUGAAGAACGGUUUCGCUGUGGUCCGCCCUCCUGGACACCACGCAGAGGAGAGCACUCCCAUGGGUUUCUGCUACUUCAACUCUGUGGCCAUCGCAGCCAAACUGCUGCAGCAGAGACUCAACGUCACCAAGAUCCUCAUCGUGGACUGGGACGUUCACCAUGGCAACGGCACCCAGCAAGCGUUCUACGAUGACCCCAAUGUCCUUUACCUGUCCAUCCAUCGCUACGACGACGGCAACUUCUUCCCUGGAAGUGGAGCACCUGACGAGGUGGGCAGUGGCCCCGGCGUCGGGUUCAACGUCAACGUUGCCUUCACUGGAGGCCUGGAUCCACCCAUGGGAGAUGUGGAGUACCUCGCUGCGUUCAGGUCAGUGGUGAUGCCCAUAGCCAAUGAGUUUGCCCCGGACAUCGUCCUGGUCUCCUCGGGCUUCGACGCUGUGGAGGGACACCCUCCACCACUGGGCGGCUACAUUUUGACAUCCAAGUGUUUCGGCUAUCUGACCCGGCAGCUGAUGACCCUCGCUGGAGGCCGGGUGGUCCUGGCUCUGGAGGGGGGUCACGACCUCACCGCCAUCUGCGACGCCUCCGAGGCCUGCGUGGCCGCCCUGCUAAGCCAGGAGCUCGACCCGCUGCCAAAAGCCAUCCUGGAGCAGAGGCCCAACCCCAACGCUGUUCACUCUCUGGAGAAAGUUUUAGAGACUCACAGUAAGUACUGGCGCUCGGUGCAUUGCUACUCACCGCUGCUGGGACUUUCCCUGCUGGAGGCCAAACGAGGAGACUCAGAGGAGGCGGAAACCGUCAGUGCCAUGGCCUCGCUGUCUGUGGCCAACGCCAUGGAUCAAAGGCCGGAGGAGGAGCCCAUGGAGGAGGAGGAACCACUGUAACGGAGGGAAACAUGAGGGUGUCACACUGCUACCAUUGACCUCUCCGGAGAAGAGUCGACUGAUCCCUUCAUUGAGCCCCCCUAACCCCACUCACCACGUCGGUCACCUUGAUUGGCGGCCCCUCGGCCAAAACGGGGGGAGAGGGGGUGGGCUCAGCCUCAGAGUAGGGAGCCAAUCAGGAGACAGAGGACUGAAUUGGGAAAAAAAAUUAAACAUAACAGCGCUGCUUGGCGGCACUCGCUCAGAGACACUCAUUUUUUUUCUGUCAGUCUUCACACCCCCACGUUAGCCCACCGCGGCUGAACCGAGUGGCCGAGGCAGCGGGGGAGAGGGCGAGAUCAGGUCUCGCCAUAGAAAGGUGUGACGGACUGCAGAAACAUACGGUGCUUUACACAAGCUGUCCUCUGACCACAAGGACACCAGGGACAGCAGACGUCCCCAGCUGUCAGACGCAGCUCGGGAGUUUCUUUUUGUCUUUUUCUCAACUAUUUUUCCCUACAAAACAAAAGGGGGCCGCGUGGCAACCGAGAUAAUAUUUUACAAGAUGCGUUCACUGUGGCCGGCCGAAGUUUGAGUAGGCCCUCACAAAGAUUUGAUGAGGAGACUGUCGCCUCGCCAGGAACCGGCCUGACGUCGUCGAGUGAGAGGAGUGCCUUGGUGAGGGUCCACUGGAUUUCAGGAUUGUUCAGGAAAAGAUUGCCUUAAGUGAAAAAAAAAAAAGAUUUUUCUCGCCGAGGAAUCGGUUGCGAGGGAAAGGAGCCGGAGAGUUUUCCGACGAAAAUAAAGCAAACAAUCUUUCAGCAUGUUUACUUGGAACGUGACGAAGACAACAUUUAAUGUCUGUCACGGCCUCUCUUGAAGAGUUACUUUACUUUUGGAUGGAUCUAUUUUUCUGUAAAAAAGGAAAAAGCGCUUUGUAAAGGUAGUUGCCAGCUUCAGUAGAAAAAAAAAACAAACCAGUGCAAACACAGGAGACCUUCAAACGAGGAAAUUAGAUUGGAACCGGUCAAAAAGAAAAAAGGUUUAGCCUUUGAUGUAGCUUCCCUUUAACUGAAGUCAUUGCUUUGUAAACACAUAAAGCAUGCGUUUGAGCAGAGAGACCGGACAUGUUUGCAGGAUUUUUGAAUGUUAUCCAAAAGAGAAAGCCAAGCAAGAAAAGCCAAAGCAUGAGUUUGCAUAUUCAGUAGUACUUUCACUCCAGUUAGCUGGCAAACAUUUCUCGUAUUGGCCCUUUCAGACGAGGCGUUUACUGCCGCUCGGCAACUACCUUGGUUGCUCGUGUGAGCUCAACAUUAGUCAUGUAUAUUUGAAUUGGAUAUAUUUUGAGAGGCAGUUUGUAUCUACAUGUAUGAUUUUUCCACAUCAAGUUGUCAAUUAUCGAAAAGUGUGUUUGGUAAGCGUGUCCACGUUUUAUUUUUUAUCGUAUAAGAUUAUUUUUCUAACUUUUUGUUUUGUUUUUCAUCCAUAGAUUUUCUGUGUUUUUAUCCGUUUUCUGGAUAGUUAUAGGGCUGCCAUUCACACACGUAGUGCUAUCGUCACUACAACAACUUUCUUUCUUGUAUUUAUCAAAAAUAAGGAGCAACACUUUCUUUCUUUCUUUCUUUCUUUCUUUCUUUCUACGGCUCUCUCGGCCUUUCUGCAUUUUCAUCAAUUGUGUAUUUAUAACAUGUACUGUUUAUAGGAGAUUUGUAUAUGGAAAAUUUAUAAAUGUACUCUAACUAAUGACAGCUAUGAUAUUGUGAGCGGAAAAACAGUGCGGCGUAUGACAUUACUCCAUGACCUUUUAAGAAAAAGAAAAAAAGCAGCGUAUUUAACUCGUCAUCGACUGCACUGUUUUCAAAUUGCCCUCAAGUGAAACGUAGUCAUUACGCGGCACUGACAUUGACUUUUGAACACCUUCCGUGUAAAAAACAAAACAAACAUUUGCUCACUUUGUUGCCUAAUUGAUACAUUUUCCUCUUGUGCAUGGGUGAUAAUGCACUUACCUUUCGACUGUGACAACAUCGCACAUCCAAAAAGAAAAAAAGGGGUUUAGAGGCCGUUCUAUGUAGCUCGCUGUGUUUUCCUCGGCGGGAGAAGAGAAGGAGGGGAAGUUUUUUGGAUGGAAAACAUCAAAAUGUCUUUCUGAGCAUGUGUUGCACUAUCAUGUCCAUAACAUCAGUGUCUCCUUCCUCCCUUCUCCUGCUUCAAAUCCCUCACCUGUCCACUGCUUCGUCACACGACGAUUCAACACGACUAUCACGUUUGUUUUAAACAUUUUAUCGAUCUUGUAAAAUUUGAGAUUAAGUUGAUAUUUUUUUUAUGUCUAACAAAAACAUUCCACUUGUUACUCGUUUAAUUUGGCUUAACUUUUAUUCUUUUUUUUUAAUUUGUUUUGUAGAAACUUUAAUACUACUUUUUAUUUUAUUUUUUUGCCGUCUGCUCGCGCCAACUUUAACUCUUUGCAUGGUUUGUGAGUCAGCAUGCCUGCUUGUCUAUGUAACAGAAAAUGUAUUUGCACAAUAGAAGAAGAACACUGGAGGACUCCCACGGCAACUCCCAGGAGCACCAGGCAGGACGGGUUUCUUCCUCUCUGGUGUGCAAACAAUUCAAAAGACUUUGUCCAAAUGACUCCGCUGAGAAACAUUUGAUAUCGUUCUUAUUGAAUAUGGUUUCCAAUAAGUGAUUUUAACAUGAUUCAGCACUUAUAUCAUGUACGGACUGUGUUAAGGAGAAACAUGCUCUGCCAAACCUUUGCUACAUCCACACCUUAAAAAGACUCUCCCAAAGAAUGUUCCUCUUUCAAAGAUCUUUGAACGGGCUCUGUGACGGUAGAGAAACGGUGGAUAUCGGUUGAGACAAGGUUUGGAGGAAAGGGGCAUCUGUGAUUGAUUGUCACACCCACCUCGGCCAGUUCUAUAUAUAUAACCACUGUGGCUCAAGAGCAAUUCUUGGUUUACAUGUAAAUGGAUAAAAACGUUAUUUUUUUGUUUGUUGUUUGUCUCUAUUGAUGAAAAAUGUUAUCUUUCUUUGGGACCUACGCUUUGGACAUUUCAUCUCUGACAUCAUCUAUAAAAUAUAUUUCUGAAAAAUACAA
Messenger RNA from Cottoperca gobio, 6884 nucleotides. RefSeq names its product histone deacetylase 4-like. Bases 536 to 3808 code for a protein of 1090 amino acids. The record is from RefSeq and is a predicted model, not a curated record. Lineage: Eukaryota; Metazoa; Chordata; Actinopteri; Perciformes; Bovichtidae. Gene Ontology annotation, biological process: negative regulation of transcription by RNA polymerase II. The transcript is spliced from 27 exons. Gene Ontology annotation, molecular function: histone deacetylase activity.